AUGUAUAUAUUUUCGAAUAUAAUCAUAAGUUUUUUAGGAUAUAUAGCAAUUUCUUCGAUACUUACAGAUGCAUUUCGUAAUAAUGCAGAAGAAUGUUGUCAAACAGGUCGAAUUCAAGCUGAAAGUACAAAAACAUGUACUACGACAUUACAGUCAUUGAUAACAGAAAAUAAUACAACUCUAUCAGCAAAUUGUCGAUUUUUAGCACAUAUAUGUUGUUUAUCAAAUUUACGACAUUAUUUUUGUGAAGAAGGUUUAAAAACAGCUUUACGAUUAAUACCAUGUAAUGAUACAAAACUUGAAUCAAAAGAUACUUAUCAGAUAUGUUGUAAAUGUUGCGAAUUAGGUGUUCGAGCAGGUAGAGAGCAUGAAGAUUGUGAACCGGUGACUGUACUUGAUGAAAGAUGUGGUGAACAAUUUACAAAUUGUUGCAAAAAAGCAAAAUCAUUGAAUUGUGAUAGUGGUUUUGAAAUGGGAGAUAGUGGACGUUGUCAUGACAUUAAUGAAUGUCUUUCAAGUCCAUGUGCUAAUACAAUGAAAUGCGAAAAUACACCAGGUUCCUAUCGAUGUGUCGAAGGUUGUGAUCCGGGUUAUAUAUGGUCGCUUAAACAAGGAGAAUGUCGAGAUAUUGAUGAAUGUGCUCUAAGUAGACAUAAUUGUUCAUAUGGACAUCGAUGUGAAAAUAUGCCUGGAUCAUACAGAUGUAUCCGCGAGAGAAAUUGUGGUACAGGUUAUCAAGUAGAUCCGAUAACACAAACAUGCAUUGAUAUUGAUGAAUGUGAACAAGAUAUUGACGAACCUGGGUAUUUAUGUAAAAAUUUACCUGGAACAUACAAAUGUGCACCACAAAAUUGUACAUUUGGUGAAAAAUUCAAUGCAUUUUUUGGUCGUUGUGAAAAAAUUCAAUGUCAACCAGGUUACAAUGUAACUGCAUUAAGUAAAUGUGUAGAUAUAAAUGAAUGUGCACAAAAACCAAGUCCAUGUAAAAUGGGAGAACGAUGUGAUAAUACACCAGGUUCAUAUAAAUGUGUACAAACAUUUGCUUGUGCAAAUGGAUUGGAAAUGCAAGAUCUUCAAUGUUUAGAUAUUGAUGAAUGUGAACUUGGAAAUCAUACUUGUCUUCCGCCGGCAACAUGUAAAAAUACAUAUGGAUCAUUUUAUUGUCAAUGUCCACCUGGUUUUAUAUUUAAAUAUGGUGCCUGUGUUGAUGAUGAUGAAUGUGGACGAGGAAAUUCAAUCUGUCCAACGAAUUCAUUCUGUCGUAAUACUCCUGGAUCGUAUGCUUGUGAUUGUAUUGGCGGUUAUAAAAUGUUAGCUGAACGUGCAUUUUGUGAAGAUAUUGAUGAAUGUCAAAUAUCACCGGAUACAUGUGAACAAAAAUGUAUCAAUGUUCAAGGAUCAUAUUAUUGUUUAUGUAAAGAAGGUUAUCGAUUAAAUGGUGAUAAACGAACAUGUCGAGAUCUUGAUGAAUGUUCAAUGAUUGCUAAUUUAUGUCAAUAUCAUUGUGUAAAUACACCAGGUUCUUACAAAUGUAUAUGUCCAUCAGGUUUUUCACUUGAACGAGGUCGUCAAUGUCAAGAUAUUGAUGAAUGUCAACUUAAUACCCAUCAUUGUCGCGCAGAAGAUGUUUGUGUCAAUCUUCGUGGUUCAUAUCGUUGUUAUUUUGUUGACUGUCCUAAAGGCUAUGACAAACUUGGAAAUAGUCGAUGUCAAUUAAGUGCACGUUGGUGUAAUGAAAAUCAAAAUGAUACAAAUCUACGUUGUACAAUUAGUAAACCAGUUAAAAUUGUUUAUUCAUUCGUUGCAUUACCUGCUAAAAUACGUGUUCCAACAGAAAUCUUUCGUAUACGUAAUAGUCAAUUAACAGCAAAUCAACAUGCUGAAUUUGAUUUACGUUUAAUCAAUGCACGUGAUCCAUAUACAAAUCAAACUCAAACAACAUUUGAACAUUUUCAAUUAAAACGUUUUCCACCUCAUAAUGCACAUUUAAGUGUUAUUAAAGAAUUAAAUGCAUUACAAGAAAUUGAAUUAAAUAUUGAAAUGAAAAUUUAUACAAAUAAUCUAUUAAAUUCAAUUUCAAUUAUGAAAAUAUUGAUUUAUGUUAGUCAAUAUGACUUUUAUCCUUAA
This is a messenger RNA of Adineta steineri, 2127 nucleotides long. NCBI's taxonomy places the organism in Eukaryota, Metazoa, Rotifera, Eurotatoria, Adinetida, Adinetidae. The record is from the annotation of a GenBank genome assembly.